AUGGCAUCAAAAUUUAUUACAAUUUUUGCACUGCUAGCAACUUUAUUGGCAUCAUCCACAGCCUAUCGCAUCAUCGACAUUCAAAAUGAUUUUACAGAUUUAUCAGAUUCUAUUGACACCAAAAAUGAAGAUCUAUAUUUCGUUAGUGAGGAAAAGGAUGAACAAUUUGAACAAAAAAUGGCUCAAGCCGAUGAUUUAUUGAAAAAACUUGAAGAAAGGUUGAAAAACUUGGAAGAAAGCGAAGAAAACUUGCAGCAACAGCUGAAAAGGUCGCAAGAAAGUAACAAAAAAAAUAGAAAGGAAAGAAAUCAAAAAGCAAAGUCUAAAAUUGUAGACUAUGAAGAAGUUGAGCAUGAAAAAUCAGCAUUUGGAAUUUGGGAUGUUGCUGUCAAUAUUUCAAAGAUGUUGCUGAAUAAACUUAUGAGUUUCUUUGGACUUAGUUUCAUUAAGUUUUGA
Molecule: messenger RNA, 456 nt
Organism: Chironomus riparius
Lineage: Eukaryota; Metazoa; Arthropoda; Insecta; Diptera; Chironomidae
Source: the annotation of a GenBank genome assembly